This is a messenger RNA of Pyricularia grisea, 588 nucleotides long. RefSeq lists its product as uncharacterized. The record is from RefSeq and is a predicted model, not a curated record. The transcript is spliced from 3 exons. The coding region runs from base 140 to 337 and encodes 65 amino acids. NCBI's taxonomy places the organism in Eukaryota, Fungi, Ascomycota, Sordariomycetes, Magnaporthales, Pyriculariaceae.
GGAAUUUUGCGAAGCGCAACACAAGCAUCCACUGCAUACCAACUACCUCUUUAAUCAAGCCCAUCUCGACCGUCACGACCACCAACACCGCCCGUCGAACGACAUCUUCCCCCAAAUUUAUAAACAACCACUAGUCAAAAUGCCCCCCAAGGUUGUUCGUGUUCAGCCCGCUGGCGGCCGCUCGAGGCCAGCCCAGCCCCGUGGUGUUGUUGGCGCGACAUACGACUUCAUCACCGCGCCCGAGUACGCUUCUGUUGUGCGCAGCGUCGCUGCCUUUGGUGUUGGUGUUGCCUUCUUGGCCAGCUCGUUCGGCGAGUACUUUGACCCGCAAUGGUAAACUCAAUCAACCAUAACGAUUGGAGCGGUUUAAACGCGAGGUGGAGAACAGGGGAGCAAGACGGAGAAGAUAGGGAGUUCGCGCGGUCAACGAAAGCGCUGUACCAUCACCGACAAAACCACACACUACCAUCAACUGUACAAUAUCAUGUAUCCCGGGACGAGGAGAUGGACCUCGGGGAAAAGAUUAUCGACAUAUCUGCAGCAUUGCAAGAAACGACAAUAGACGACCUUAAUCACGCCUGACACCUG